GCAUGUGUGCAAGUGAUGAAUCAUACAUGGGGUAGAGUUUUAGUGUGAUACUGAGGUAGCGAGAGGAACGAAAGAUCACCAAAUAGGAUCGCCCAUGAUCAAAACUCCAACAUGACAGACUAACUACUAUGCUCGUUCUAUAUCUUGUUUCUUUCUUAUACGUAUGUACCCAACAAUGGCACAGUGAAGGAGUUAAUCUGGCUAUCGUUCUCGCAUGUAGGGUAGGUGCCCUGCAGCGUAAAUUGACGCAUGCCAGUCCGGAUCUCGCCAAGUCGAGGUCAGGCUCCUCGUUUGCCCAGAAUUACCACUCAAUGCCCAUGAGUAACGCAGUUAUACUUACUGCUACUGUGUAUCAGUGUUUCAAAAGCAAAUUGUACAUAAUUGUAUGGCCAGCUCAUGCUGCUGUUGAACCACAGACGAAGAGAUGCCCUCAAGGUUCGACUGUCAGUCUGUUAGUGCCCCGCACCAUCGCCACAGGGUCCUCGAGUCAGAGGCGCGCAAAAUUCGACCCCGCCACGGCCGAUCUCGCUGCUGCACUAACAAACCUACCGAAAGCGUGCAGAGAAGAGCUUAGCUCCAGUCUGUCCUUCCUUCCUCCGUCCGAUUUUUUUUCUCUCCCGCCGUUUCUUUAUAACGCAUCCCCUUGACACCUUCUCUCCCGGUCUUCUAUUCAAGGAUCAAUUUUGUCUUCCACAGAUUCAUACUCUUCCCACCACCGUCACAAUGGGUUCCUCUAUCAACGCUGACUAUGCCCUGUCGGCUGCCCACAAGGAGAUGCUCGAGAAGAGCCUCCUCGACUCGGACCCCGAGGUCGCUGAGAUCAUGGUGCGUUUGAACCUGCCAACCCAAUCGAGAUUAUGCCGUGUCUAACAUAUC
Emericellopsis atlantica is the source of this 876-nucleotide messenger RNA. RefSeq lists its product as uncharacterized. The transcript has a single exon. NCBI's taxonomy places the organism in Eukaryota, Fungi, Ascomycota, Sordariomycetes, Hypocreales, Bionectriaceae. The record is from RefSeq and is a predicted model, not a curated record. Bases 129 to 647 code for a protein of 172 amino acids.